AUGUCUCACCUUAUCACGCUUGCUACCUGCAAUUUAAAUCAAUGGGCUUUGGACUUUGAGGGAAAUCGCGACCGAAUUCUGGAAUCUAUCAGAAUUUCCAAAGAGAAGGGAGCUAAGCUUCGUGUGGGCCCUGAGCUUGAAAUUACAGGUUACGGAUGUUUAGAUCAUUUUUUAGAAAACGAUCUUUAUCUGCACUCAUGGGAAAUGUACGGACAAAUUAUUAAAAACCCAGAGACGCAUGGAAUUUUGCUAGACAUCGGAAUGCCAGUUUUGCAUAGAAAUGUCAGAUACAAUUGUCGGUUACUCUCGCUUGAUGGCGAGAUUCUGUUCGUACGUCCCAAAAUUUGGCUUGCCAACGAUGGUAAUUAUCGUGAGAUGCGGUUUUUCACUCCCUGGAUGAAACCUGCAGUGGUGGAAGAUUUCACGCUUCCUCCAAUUAUUCAGAAAGUGACGGGACAAACAAUUGUUCCCUUUGGAGACGCCGUAAUCAGCACUUUGGACACUUGUAUCGGUGCAGAGACAUGUGAAGAGCUCUUUACGCCUCAAUCUCCCCAUAUUGCAAUGUCAUUAGAUGGUGUCGAAAUAUUCACUAAUUCGUCUGGGUCUCACCAUGAAUUGCGAAAAUUGAACAAACGCCUAGAUUUGAUUUUGAGCGCGACUCGUAGAUGCGGUGGCGUAUAUCUGUACGCUAAUCAACGCGGCUGCGAUGGAGAUCGGUUGUAUUACGACGGAUGCGCGCUCAUUUCCAUUAACGGAAGAGUCGUCGCACAAGGAUCACAGUUCUCUUUGAAAGAUGUGGAAGUUGUUACUGCGACAGUCGACCUUGAAGAAGUGAGAAGUUACAGGGCCUCUGUCAUGUCAAGAGGUUCUCAAGCUUCUCUUUCACCUGUCAAGUACAAGCGUGUAAAAGUGGCGCGCGAACUGGCUUCUCAGAGCGAUCGGUUCGAUCCCUACGUUGCCCCCUCAUCUGAUCGUGACGCAUUCUAUCACAAGCCAGAAGAAGAAAUAGCGUUGGGUCCCGCCUGUUGGCUCUGGGAUUAUAUUAGACGCUGCAAUGGUACUGGAUAUUUUUUGCCCCUGUCAGGUGGUAUUGAUUCGUGUGCAACAGCCGUCAUUGUUCAUUCAAUGUGUCGGAUGGUCGUGAAAGAGUCCAAGGAGGGAAAUGUCCAGGUCUUGAAUGACGUUCGGAAAAUUUGUCGUAUGGAUGAAAACUGGGAGCCCAAGGAUGCCCAAGAGAUUGCCGGCAAGAUAUUCCACACUUGUUUCAUGGGUACGGAAAACUCUUCCAAGGACACUAGACAGAGAAGUCGUGAACUUUCCAAAGUGAUUGGGUCUUAUCAUGUCGAUCUCAAUAUGGAUUCUGUUGUGUCAAGCGUAACGAGUCUAUUCGAAGUUGCAACGGGCAAAAAACCCAUUUACAAGAUUUUUGGCGGUUCGCAAAUUGAGAAUUUGGCCUUGCAGAACAUUCAAGCACGCUUGAGAAUGGUGCUUGCCUAUUUGUUUGCGCAGCUCUUGCCAUGGGUUCGUGGUAUCAAGAACUCUGGCGGGUUGCUUGUGUUGGGAAGUGCCAACGUGGACGAAUGCUUGAGAGGCUAUUUGACCAAAUACGAUUGCUCAUCUGCGGAUAUUAAUCCCAUUGGAGGAAUUUCCAAAACAGAUUUAAAGAGAUUUAUCGAUUAUGCAUCCAGAGAGUUUGAUCUCCCAAUCUUGAAGGAAUUUUUGACUGCCACUCCUACCGCUGAGCUCGAGCCCAUCACUAACGACUACGUUCAAUCGGAUGAAAUAGACAUGGGUAUGACAUACGAAGAGUUGAGUAUCUUUGGCUACUUGAGAAAAGUGGAGAAAUGUGGUCCGUAUUCGAUGUUUUUGAAAUUGUUACAUCAAUGGUCUCCUAAGCUGACGCCUGCACAGAUUGCCGAAAAGGUGAAAAGGUUCUUCUUUUUCUACGCGAUCAAUAGGCACAAGCAAACGGUCAUUACUCCCAGCUAUCAUGCAGAACAAUACUCGCCCGAUGACAACAGAUUUGAUUUGAGACCCUUCUUGAUAAACCCCAGAUUCCCGUGGGCUGCGCAUAAGAUCGACCAAGUCGUUAAACAGUGCGAGAGUGAGGGCAAGUGCGACUUGGACGUGAUGACAGUUGACUGA
Messenger RNA from Lachancea mirantina, 2145 nucleotides. Lineage: Eukaryota; Fungi; Ascomycota; Saccharomycetes; Saccharomycetales; Saccharomycetaceae. The record is from the annotation of a GenBank genome assembly.